Molecule: messenger RNA, 681 nt
Organism: Cetraspora pellucida
Lineage: Eukaryota; Fungi; Glomeromycota; Glomeromycetes; Diversisporales; Gigasporaceae
Source: the annotation of a GenBank genome assembly
AUGCCCAAACCUUCAAAACAUAAACUUCAUUUAAAAAAAGUUCAAGACUUGCUGGCCAGAAAGCGCAAGCUAAAUCAGUGCCAAGAAAGCGUUAAUGAAACAAUGAAUAAUAUGAAUAAUUCAAAUAAACAGGAACUUAAAAUCAUGCAUAAUACAACCUCUGAUGUCUCGAAUGUUGCUAAUUCCAAUCCUCCUAGCAUAUAUAAUAUGAUAACUAAUACUCUUAAGGACAUGCCCGAAAACGAUCUCAAAUUAGUAUCUCAUUUUUUACAUACAAUAAAAUACUCAUAUGGAAAAAACAAAGAUCGAAUUAUAUCACCUUACUUGCAAAAAAAAGCAUUUAAUUAUAUAUCUAAUUCCCUUUAUAAACCUGGAAAUUCCCAUGAGUUAUUAAAUAAUCAAAACAAACAACUUAAAAAAAGCAUUAAAAAAUUACAAAAAUCUAAAGACUGUAUGACCCAUAAAGUUCGUGCAGUAGCCAAACGUCGAUCAGAAUUAAAAGACAAUGAUUUGAGAACCAUAAUUAGAAAUUUAAUAAAACAAAAUAAAAAAGAAUACAAUACAGAUUUUGUUAAGCUUACCAUUCAAGUUUCUCAAAUUGGUCAAAUAUCUUUCAAUACGGCAGCAGAAAGUAUCAAGACUGUUUUUAAUUUUUUAACAGGAAAUAACACAGAGUCAUGA